Molecule: messenger RNA, 2315 nt
Organism: Prosopis cineraria
Lineage: Eukaryota; Viridiplantae; Streptophyta; Magnoliopsida; Fabales; Fabaceae
Exons: 2
Coding region: 742-1953 (403 amino acids)
Source: RefSeq, a predicted model, not a curated record
AGAACCCUCUGCCGCGUGAAAAGGCAGAAAAGCCAGUAGGAUGAAACAUUGGUUCACUGUAAAAACAGGAAAUUUCGCGGCAAAUUUUCUUUCCCGGAAGCAAAAACCAACCCAAACAUGCAUGCACCACCGAACGAGCGAGAACAUAGGGUGUGCCAAAGGAAGAGUACAUGGAUGGUCUAACUUAAAUGUCGUGUCACCAACCAUUUCUUUUGAAUCGAGCUCAAAAUCUAGACUCGGUGCACUCCAUGACUCUUUCAUACAUAUAAAAUCCCAGACUUAGAAUCCACUGCGCAUACCACCAUUUUUUCUCUCAUCCCUCCCAACAACAGUUAAAUAGUCUGCUCCCAGGGUAGCACAGAUCUCUCUCUUCCCUCCCUCCAUGCAUUUAUGAUCGGUGACCUUGGGUUCCACCCACUCACGAGCCAUCAUGAAUAUGCCACGUUAGGCAGAGGCCAUCUUCAUCGAUCUGGGUUCUCAAUUCCAGAAAUGGAGGCUCAACGGUUGAGAGAGCUGUUGUCUCUUUGGUCUACUCUGCAAUCUACUCGUGUGGCCCUUGUGGGUGGAAAUCACACGGCCUCUCGAUUUUGCACUCGCUAAUUCAUUCCUCUGUCUUCUUCAUCAUCGUCUCUUUCUCUCCUUUUCUUUCUACAUGCGGUUUCUUUUGCCCGCCACGCUUUUUGUUCCUAGCGAUUUACUUGUUUCCUUUCUCAUUUGUUGUAAAAGGCUCGGUCCUCUGACAUGGGCAUCGCCCUCGCUUCUACCUUCCCUUUCCGAUCCAAACCUUGUUAUUUGACGAUCACCACACUUUCGAACUACGAAAUCAUGAAGGUCUUGUGUCGCCUCAUCAUGCUGGCCUUCCUUCUGGUUUCAUUCACGUACGUCAGUUCAUUCGGUAAUGAUAAACACUCUUCUUCCUCCAUCACCGGUCACGAGCAAUCUGUUCCCUCCGCUUCUGAUUCGGUCAACCUCGAUCAGCUUCUCUCUCUGUUCUUCCGCGACCUGACCAAUGAAGGUCUCGUGAAGAGGGAAUCUAGGAGAUCAGUUUUCCUCAGCAAUGAAAUUGAGGAAAACCUCGCUGGGGCUCAGAGUCUCGCCGAUUACAACAUCGACCUCAUUGCUCUCCACGAUUCAGAGAAACAGAGCUCUGUUCUUGACGGAACAGUUGAUUUCAUCCUCACCUUUAAUUUCCAAGCAGCUUCGAGAUUCAUCGACCGGACUCUGAAAACAGGUGGGGUUGUCACCGUUCUUCUGAAUGACAGUCCCUCGGCCGCAUUCUGCAAGCCUCCCAAUUACAAAAUCGCGUAUAUGCGGCGGUUCGACUUGAUUGCGGUGGCUAUGUGGAAAACUAGCGUCGCUGGAACAAAACUCCACGAUCAGAGAAAAUUGCUCUCCGGGCAUCCUUCAGAGGCGAAGAAAGCUGCGUUGCUGAAACUCGAAGACGUUCUCCUGGAGCCUCCGCGAUCGGCAUCGAAGAAGUCCAGACGGUAUUUGAAACGCACAAGGUAUCUUCCGGAUUUGAUGGAAGACUCUCUGGAGAGCUACCCUCGCCGGGUUUUCAUCGACGUAGGGUCGCCGGAGAAAGACGGAGGUAGCAAGAGCGACUGGUUUUCGACAAAUUAUCCGACAAGAAACAAGGAUUUUGAGAUGUACAAAAUAGAGACAGUAACAGGGGACUCGUCGGGGAGCGAAGUGCCCCGGAUUGGGAUGUCGGAUUGGGUGAGGAAGAAUGUGAAGGAGGAAGAGUACGUAGUGAUGAAAGCAGAGGCAGAAGUAGUGGAAGAGAUGGUGAGGAGCAAGGCGAUAAUGUUAGUGGAUGAGCUAUUCUUGGUAUGCCAGCCACAGUUAGGGAAGAGAGGUGAGAGCAAAAGCCGAAGGGCUUACUGGGAGUGCUUGGCAUUGUACGGCAAGUUGAGAGACGAAGGUGUGGCAGUGCACCAGUGGUGGGGAUAGACGAUAGUGAUAGGCACUGUGAGGGGGGAAGGGGGGAAGGAGAUUCGAUGUUCUGAGAGCAAAUUAAGGCGGUCCUGGCAAUCAACUAUGAUCAAGUAAGGAAGGGGUUUUUCCCUCUUUUUUUAAUCUUUGGUGAUGCCGGGGAGAUAUGAUUGCAUGUUCGUUCUCUGGGAAACUGGCCGUGUACCUGCAUGCUGUUCGUACAAGAUUAAUGUUGAAGGAGUCCACGAGUUGAAGACGAGUACUACAACGAUGACAUUGCUAAGCAAGGAAGUAAGGCGGGCUUUAGUACGAUUUGGAUUCAGUUGUUAUACUGCAUAUUGAAAUUUAUAUUAUUAAUUCAGAUAAAUUUAUUUAUUCAA